CAAAUUUGAAUAAAUAGGUACAACAGGUAAAACUGCUACCUAAUCGCACUACGCACGUCCCAGUUCCCAACAAUAUAGGUCACGUUUAUAGUGUUAAUGGCUAGUCUAAAGCUUGCCGCGUUAGAACUCAUUUCUUUAGCGCGUCUCGAGCCAACGGAGCAUCUUCUUUUGAAACAAUUUGUAGAGGGCGCUGUCGAUCCAGAGCGAGCUGCACAGUACCUCCUUUCAAACAUAAACAAGAGCUCCCACCAAGAAGUGGAAACCAGCCUGCGGUGCUUCAAGAAGGACUGGAGGGACUUGGUGAUGACAUUAAGGGCCCUUGACCCAAUCCCCGUGUGCCUUGACGAGUUGGUUCGCCGUAGAGAUGGGCCUUACUGCUCCACUAGCAGCAUAGAUCCGCCUAAGAAAGGCAUCGUGUCAAUGUCAGAAACCGCGUAUAUUAUUCCUCCGUCUAUGUUUCAAAGCGUCGAUUUAGCUAAAGAUGGACGCAUGCGUACAAUACUAGAUGCCUUCUUAUCGCCCUUACACAUAGCAAGAUUACGAACUCUUCUCCAAAGUCACGGCGCUGACGAUAGAACCAUCCUUCAGAAUCUAUGGCUGCUCUCACCAACUAUUCACAGAGCGUUUCGAGGCGGGCACGUUAACGUUGAGGCACGUGGGCUAACAUCGAAGAACCCUGAGACUGAGUUGCAAGAAAUAGAUAGCGAGCCCGAAGGGACAAAGUUGCCCGAGGCUGGCCCCAACAUCGAUCAGUUGGUGUUGGCCUUCGAGGCAAAGGCGUACAUCGGUUCAACGAACUCGCCCGAAGAAUGUUCUAUCGGGCUGGGCGCUGGCUCUAUGGAGUUAGCUCCUGUCCAGCGAGUGCCUUUUGGGUUGGUUAUUAAAGACUGUCUACGAUCGUAUGAGAACGAAGUCAAUGCCCUUCGGCUCGUCGGGCACCAUACAUCUGUUCCGGCACCGCGGAUAGUUGACACUGGAGUGUACGGUAACAAGAAAUAUCUAGUUAUGUCACGUCUACCUGGUCAGAUGCUCGGUGAUGUGCUCCAUCUCAUGUCAUACGCGGAACGAGAUCGCUUUGCCGACAAACUAGGGGAGUGUGUCGCACAGAUUCGACAAAUUCCCAAUUUUACGCCACACCAUCUCUGCGAUACUCUUGGUGGUCCGUUAAGUGAUCAUCGGAUACCCGACACAUGUGGUGGACCAUACAACACUGAGGAGGACUUUAAUGAUCAUCUCACAAGUCAUUUGAACUGCACUUCAGCUGCUUUCUUUAACGGGCAAACCCCUCCCCAAAACCACACUAUAUAUUUUACGCACUCCGACUUCCACUGGACUAACCUAUUAGUUGAUCGGGGGCAACUUAGUGGUAUUGUUGAUUGGGAAAUCGCUGGGCACAAGCCGGAGUACUGGGAGUACACUAAGGCUGUGUGGACAAGUUUGGGGGACCCCAUCUUGCAAGCCUUGUUCCACCGCGCAUUUAAGAAAUUUGGUAAUUACGAGGCUGAACUUGCAGCGGAGAGGAAGUUGUGGAGAUAUACCCCCUUUGGCGUUUAA
Pseudogymnoascus verrucosus is the source of this 1554-nucleotide messenger RNA. RefSeq lists its product as uncharacterized. Bases 97 to 1554 code for a protein of 485 amino acids. Lineage: Eukaryota; Fungi; Ascomycota; Leotiomycetes; Thelebolales; Thelebolaceae. The transcript is spliced from 6 exons. The record is from RefSeq and is a predicted model, not a curated record.